This is a messenger RNA of Trypanosoma cruzi, 1470 nucleotides long. Its product is annotated as eukaryotic translation initiation factor 3 (eIF-3) interacting protein, putative. The transcript has a single exon. Gene Ontology annotation, molecular function: translation initiation factor activity. The record is from RefSeq and is a predicted model, not a curated record. Gene Ontology annotation, biological process: translational initiation. The coding region runs from base 1 to 1470 and encodes 489 amino acids. Lineage: Eukaryota; Euglenozoa; Kinetoplastea; Trypanosomatida; Trypanosomatidae. Gene Ontology annotation, cellular component: cytoplasm; eukaryotic translation initiation factor 3 complex.
AUGACGACGAAUCCGGACAUUGAGUCGGAUAUCCCACAUGAGGUGUACUCCUUCUUCAGGGCUCUGAACAAGGCGGUUGACUCGUGGGACACAAGCCUUCUUCAUGAGUUGUACGAGAACCAAUUCCCAGGACUAACGCAGAACUUCUAUAUGGCCGGUCCCGGGCAGUUCCGUCCGUGGCCGUCACUACGGAUAAAGGCAGUUGCUGAUUGCUUUAAAAAUCGCACUGCUGAGCAGCUUUACUCGUUCUUACGGCUAAAGCAUUUGUUUACUGACCGUGCUGUAAGCCCAAAUGAUGCGAGGUCUUCCUGGGAUACGUUCAAUAACCUCUUUAAUGCCCUUCCCUCUGGGAGCUGCGAUGUGCCAAACUGGCUUCUGUGGGACAUCUUUGAUGAGUUUUUGUUUCAGAUGACUGUGGUUUACCAGAAACGUUUUACUGGAAGGGUUGGAUGGUCGGUGAACGAAGGAAUGCAGCUGAUGGAAAGAGUUGUCGCAGAAUCCGGCAUUGAGGAGGCUAUUCAAUCGGAGAACUUGGAUGAAAUUACCAAGCCAGGAGCUCGACAUGCGCAGUGGAUGUGUGGCUUUUUUGGAAUUGUUACCAUAGCCAAAGUCAAUGUGCUCUUGGGCGACUAUAUGGGUGCGUUGAGUGCUUUAAAGCCCCUGGAUGUUUACGGUCGUGGAAGACAAAUCUUACUUGUGGUGGCUCCGGCAUAUGUGUCGUUGCUGUACCACAUGGGCUUCAGUUAUCUGAUGCUUCGACGCUAUGCGGAUGCUAGUCGCGUUUUCCGUUUGAGUUUGACAACAAAGGUAUCGAGCCGCAAAUUUUCGGAAAAGAUGCAGUUUGAUUGUGCUUACAUGCAUGUUAUCUCCUGUAUUCUGGGUGGAAUGCAGCCUGAUAAUUUGAGCUGGCUAGUGGAGCCACGAAAGCUCAGUGGAUUUGAAGACGAAAAGGAGCUCCUGUCGGCAGGUGAUGAAGAGCGAUUCCGUGAAGUGUUUGAUCGUUGUAGCCCGAAAUUUCUUGCGAUCCCCCCCAUAACCACCAUUAUGUACAAGGGCACAGAUGGCAAAGAGCUUCAGGCGCGUCUGUUCCGUCGAGCCGUGAAGCAGCAGGAGGACAUCAUUAAGUUGCGUGGAUUUUUUGGCGUGUAUCAAACCACAACGACGGAGCUUGUGAAAACUGUAUUAGACGUGGAUGAUGGACACGUGCCUUUAUUUGCGAUGAGGCUGCGCUCUCGACAGCUCGUGCAUGACGGGUCAUCGGCGGACCUGCUCUCAGGGAGCUACGCCGUUCGUUCAGCCAUUGACUACACCGUUAAGGGAGAAAACAUCGAUGUGGUGCAAAAGUCUUCUUACCGCACGACGGAAUCCAAGUAUUUUAUGCGCAUCAACAACCUGCGCCGGAGACAGAGGCAUUUUGAGAACCAAAGACAGGAGAGACGCCAGGCACAACCCAUCUCGGUCGCCAAAUGA